AUGACAGUAGAUGAGCUGGAUGUUAGUGGGUCUUUUCAAGGCUUAAUGAGAUCAUUGAAUUUGGAUAGUGAACAAUUUAAGGAAUAUGACGAUAUUGAUUUCGAAUCUCUUAAUUUCAUACAACUUUCACAUGUCAAGGAUGAGAUAGAAAACCAAUUAAAUAUAUUAUUUGACUUAUUGAGACACAAGUACAAUGCCGAUAUGGAUACUCCAUUAGUUACGCCUGAUGGAUUUCCAAGAAGUGAUCUUGAUGUGGUCACUAUUCGAUUACUACGAAUCCGAAUUAUUCGAUUGAGAAAUGAUGAUAGAAAAGUUAUACAUUUAUUAGAUGACAGGAUGGCCCAAGAGUUUGCUACUCGAAGAGAAAGCAACAUAGAGGCAGGAGAAGAAGAACUGACUACAUCCUCUACAUCAAGGUACCACAUUCCAUUUGCCCAAGUGAGAGAAGUAGUCUCUGGCGGACCUGCUUUCAAUUCAGGGUUGAAAGAGGGAGACCAAAUAAUUGUUUUUGAUGACGACAUUCAUGCUGCUAAUAAUAACAAGUUAGGCAGUUUAGUGUCAAGAGUUCGUUCGAAACAAAAUGAAGAAAUCAAAGUCGAUUUGAAACGAGGCGAAGAAAGAAUCACUUUGAAACUAAUUCCGUCGGAUAAUUGGGACGGACAAGGUUUAUUAGGAUGCCGUUUAAUACCUAUAUAG
Messenger RNA from Candida albicans SC5314, 696 nucleotides. RefSeq lists its product as uncharacterized. The transcript has a single exon. The record is from RefSeq and is a predicted model, not a curated record. Gene Ontology annotation, biological process: proteasome regulatory particle assembly. Gene Ontology annotation, cellular component: nucleus; cytoplasm. Bases 1 to 696 code for a protein of 231 amino acids. Lineage: Eukaryota; Fungi; Ascomycota; Pichiomycetes; Serinales; Debaryomycetaceae. Gene Ontology annotation, molecular function: protein binding.